Molecule: messenger RNA, 1353 nt
Organism: Canariomyces notabilis
Lineage: Eukaryota; Fungi; Ascomycota; Sordariomycetes; Sordariales; Chaetomiaceae
Exons: 2
Coding region: 156-1067 (303 amino acids)
Source: RefSeq, a predicted model, not a curated record
UCGCCGUCGAGGCGGGCCCCACACAACUGUCUUCAGUGCCCGCUACAGAUCUUCCACUAUCGGACGGAGCUUCAACGACCAAUACUGGCACCGGCAGCCCCCCUGGAGUAUCUGCAGGCACCGAAACAUCACGCGGGGUCCUAGUGACUGAUACUAUGCCCUCGGAUACCGCAGGCUCAACUGGACUAGCGACGACAACCAAUUCCCCAGACGACACAUCUGACUCUGGCAUCGCAAGCAACAGAACCCUUGUCAUUGUCCUGAGCAGCGUGCUCUCGGUGGUGGGGGUGGCCUUGAUGGUGGGGGCGGUGCUGGUCUGCUUGAAAUAUCGACGACGGGGUCAGCUUUUCUUUUCGCGAGGCAUCUCACCCAUCGACGAUGACGAGAUUGCAACUUGGAAGUCACCGAGGGACGAGAAGGCCGGCUUUCACGGCGGAUUUACCGAUGUGGAAGCCGCCGCAGCCCUGGCCAAAGAGACUGGGGGCCCGUCACACGCCAAGCAAGCUUCGACAACCUCACUCAAGAAGCCGCCGAGUGUCAUCGUGUACAGCAACGCCCAGGGAUUCCGUCAGUCAACCGACGGUGGAUCCCGACGCUCUAUUCCACGCAAUCACCCAGCGUAUGGCAAGGUGAGCAUGGAACAGGGGCUGCCGCAAACGCCCAUCCAGGCCAAGGCGCCAAACGCUAGGGCAGGCCUCACGGACGAGACGAUGCCCGGGGACGCGCCAUUCCUGCCGAGUCCGAAGCGGCAGCCGUCGCGUCUUUCCAAGUUCCCGCCGAAUUCGGCGUCGCAGCGCUCCGUCCGCCACGCGAGAGCGAGGAGCUCGAGGAGCAGCACCCGCAGCUUUGGAGAAUACGGUUCCGGGGGGUCCGAAUUGGAGCUCUCGCCGCGCCAUUCCCAGGAUCAUGGGCGUCAUUCGCGCACCUACAGCCGCAGCCAUUCUCGCGUUUACUCUUCUUCAUCUGUACCCCCAAGGUUAUCGUUGGGUGAUGAGGUGCCCUUCAGCGGCAUCUCGCCGGUCAAACCAGUUUUUGGUGAAGGUGGAAUUGGCCGGGCCAUUGGCUGAAGGACGCCAGCAAUCUCCGACUCUACAUCUGCAGCAGAAUUCUUUUCUACGAAGACGGUGAUUUUCGAUUGUUUCUUCUUCCGCCGAAGCAACCCCAGGUCUGGGAUGCUAUUCGUACACUGGGCGGCGAAAGACCAGACCUUGCCCCAUUUCGAUUCUUCUUCCAUUCUUAUCUCGGAGUAUUGACAGACUGGCCCUGCAAUCCGGGUUUUAUGUUCACACUACGAGGGGUGGAGCCCCCUGGAGCCAUUCACGAUGCUUUUUUUCUUGCUCAGGCUAUUCUUCG